AUGGCCCAGCAACAACAGAUCAGCUUGCCAGCCAAACUGAUCAAUGGAGGAGUAGCAGGGAUAGUGGGAGUCACCUGUGUCUUUCCCAUCGAUCUCGCUAAAACAAGAUUACAGAACCAACGCAGCGGCCAGCAAAUCUACAAGAGCAUGAUGGACUGCCUGUUAAAAACACUUCGAUCUGAGGGACGUUCUGGCAUGUACAGAGGGGCUGCAGUGAAUCUUACUCUAGUAACUCCGGAGAAGGCCAUCAAACUUGCUGCCAAUGACUUCUUUCGUCACCAGCUCAGCAAAGAUGGCAAACUCACAGUGUUCAAGGAGAUGCUGGCUGGAUGCUGCGCAGGCAUGUGCCAGGUGACCAUCACCACGCCCAUGGAGAUGCUCAAGAUCCAAAUGCAAGACGCUGGCAGAAUUGCUGCCCAGCAACGGGUGAUGCCAAAUGUGGCAACUGCGCUAAAAAUGGGUGGGACCAGUGCAGUUUUGUGUCGCUCGUACAACACCAAUCCUGGGCCUGUAAUGAGGCUCUCAGCCACACGAAUCACCAGAGAACUGCUGAAAACGAAAGGAUUCUCUGGGCUGUACAAGGGGCUCGGUGCCACUUUGAUGAGGGAUAUUCCAUUCUCUGUGGUCUAUUUUCCUCUGUUUGCUCAUCUGCACCAGUUGGGUCGUCCCUCACCUGAAGGCCCUGCUCCUUUUUACUGGUCGUUCAUGUCAGGCUGUCUGGCUGGAUGUGUCGCUGCAGUGACUGUCAGUCCUUGUGAUGUGGUGAAGACGAGGCUGCAAUCCCUCAAAAAAGGAGCUAAUGAAGAAACCUACAAUGGAAUAGUGGACUGUGUUCGGAAAAUCCUGAAAAAGGAAGGUCCUGGAGCAUUCUUGAAGGGAGCAAGCUGUCGGGCCUUGGUUAUUGCCCCUCUAUUUGGUAUUGCCCAAGUGGUGUACUUUGUGGGAGUUGGAGAGAUCCUGCUGGGAUACACCCCUCACAACAUUUACUCUUCAUAA
Knipowitschia caucasica is the source of this 996-nucleotide messenger RNA. The record is from the annotation of a GenBank genome assembly. Lineage: Eukaryota; Metazoa; Chordata; Actinopteri; Gobiiformes; Gobiidae.